AUGGAGCCGGACUUAAUUUUCCGGCGCGGGUUCACGCCGGGCUAUGUGGACUAUGAGGAGGACAGGACGCACGUGCUGCCGUACCUUCGUGCUGCUCUCGACCACCGCUUGCACCGCAGCCCGCGGCGAGUGCUGAUAGACUUUGGUGCAAACGCGUUCAGCACGAGUGUGACGUGGUUCCUGCGCAUGUACCCUCUCGAGUUCACUGAGAUUCACGCCUUUGAGGUUCAGGAAGGCAUGUUCGCCGUGCCCCAGCCCAACGACCAGGUGAAGGGCGCGGGGGAGAGGAAACGGUGA
Molecule: messenger RNA, 297 nt
Organism: Closterium sp. Naga37s-1
Lineage: Eukaryota; Viridiplantae; Streptophyta; Zygnematophyceae; Desmidiales; Closteriaceae
Source: the annotation of a GenBank genome assembly